AUGGACUUUAAUUUAUCAAUUUCGAAUCCAGCCUUUGGACAAUGCCGAAUCAUUGGCACCGAAAACUGCUGGAAAAAAAAUUGCCAGAUUGUGAUCAAAGACUAUGAAACUCUAGAUCUUGUGCUCCGAAUAUCUCCACCGGAAAUUUCUAUUGAAAGUAUUGAAAUCGCAGCUGAUGGUUGCACUGUGGCCUUUAAGGAUGUCAUGGAGACCUGGAUUAUUUACAAUAUUGAUAAAAAUGAAAGAAUGAACUUUGUCGAAAACGAUGAGCAAGAAGAUGCGGAUGAUAGAUUCUAUUCCUUACAAUUUUUUACUAUGAAAUGCGAAAAUUCGUUAAUCAUGACACUUAAUCAAAACAGGCUUGGACUCAGGAUUUGGAAAAUUGAAAACGAUCAAAUACUGCCUACCAUUAAGCAAAUAUCAAGUAAAUACCAGAUAGAAUCUUGUCGAUGGAUAAUGGCACCAAAUCGUAAGCAAAUUUUAUUGUGGUACAGAAAAUUUGAUUAUAAUGGGGACCCGAAGCAUAGACCCAAAGAUAGACAAAACUGGAUUAAUGAAAGUCAGAUUGAGCUUUGGGAUUUGGAAACGUGGUCUAUUCAGCGAUCGUUGAAAAUGCCUGCUUUCGUUUUCAGAAAUGCUGGUGGCUAUAUUGCUACUAACGAUUUUGAGCAUGGAUUAUCACUGUACUGCAUUAACUAUAUAAACAGGAAUACCGAAUUUAUAAUUUCGGCAUAUGGUAGAUUUGGACUUGAUGAUGGCACGAUGGGUCUAAUUAAAUUGGAAGAUGACAUCAAUGCCAGUCAAAACUUGAUUGAAUUUUCAAAUCGAUUUCAGAUCAUAUUACAUGAAAACCAAUACAUUAAGAAUAUUUCUGUAUCGGACGAUCAUCAAUUCAUCGCUAUUGACUUUUCUAGGGAAGAUGUAGGGGAAUAUGAACUAUUAACAUCUGGUAACUAUCAGUUUUAUACCUAUUUGCUACAGGUACUUGUACUCAGGAUAAUAGAGGAUCAGGUCAGAUAUUAUGCAAAAGUUAAACCGUCAGUCAUAAGUAAGUCCAUAUUUAUUCCUGGCAAGAAUCGGUUGCUUGUCCAUGAUUACUGGGAUAAGCAUUGUCUGUAUGAAUAUAAUUUACAAGGUCAUAACAUCCAUUGGCAAGAUAUUCAAGAUAGCAAUUCAAACCUGAAAUAUAUUGCACUAAAGGACGGCACUAAGACUACUGUCAAGGUUUUGGAUGUAUGCAUGGCUUACGUAAAUUCUAUCCCAGUUGUAGCUGUACUGAAUUUGGAUAUCAACGAUAGUUACCAACUUGAGGUCGCCUAUUUUCUAGAUGCGGAUCAUGUUGAAGAACCUAGAGAGCUUCUGAAUUAUAGUAUACCAAAAGAAUGUGUUGGCUCAUAUAAGAUUACCUCGCGACACAGAAAGACGGAUAACGUAUUAAUUUUCAUUAUUCAUUCUGAGAUCUGUUUGGAGGAAUAUGGCAUGUUGAUAAUUAUAAUAACCAUAAAUCUUAAGACUGGAAAGAAAAUAAUUUAUGAACAAGAUGAUAUGUAUAGACAUAUAAGCCAAAUAUACGCUGAUGACUGUUAUCUAUACACUUAUCAAGAGAAAGAUACUCUGGAUAAAGAAAAUUUAUGCAAUGUUAAAUGUUACAAGUUUGGGGAUGGUAAACAACAAACGCAGCUGAUUAAGACAUAUCCAUACGAUGUCCAAAAUGGAUCGGUCUUUAAAAUUAGUGUAGAUUCAAAUCAACUCGUUUAUAGUCCUGUAAUUACAUACUCAAGAAAGUAUAAGAAAAAAGAUCUCUUUAUUGAAAUAUAUGGAGAGACAAAGGCCGAUGCAAUUGUAAAUCAUUGGUACUCCAGUUACAUAAUCUUUUUACUAGAAAACGGGGAUCAUGCAGCGAUACUUAACAAGCAUGGUGAAGUAAUCAUGAAAAUGUAUAAAAAUAGCAAGAUUAAAGUGGAUCCUGAAGCAAUAAUCUUCAAUAAUGAAAACUUAUGGUCAAACAAGCAUUUCCUUGCUUAUUAUCGUAGCCUUUCCAGUUUGCAUUUUUAUGAUUCUAAAACCUUACAGCUACAAAUGACUUUACCCUUUCCUCACUUUGAAAUUAUGGAUAUGCAAUGGAAUUGUCAGAAAUCUUCUUUUAUUGUUAGCAAUCGAUGCGAUAACUAUUACUGCUUUAUUAAGCGAAUUGAAUAA
Trichoplax adhaerens is the source of this 2199-nucleotide messenger RNA. RefSeq lists its product as uncharacterized. The coding region runs from base 1 to 2199 and encodes 732 amino acids. The transcript is spliced from 12 exons. The record is from RefSeq and is a predicted model, not a curated record. NCBI's taxonomy places the organism in Eukaryota, Metazoa, Placozoa, Uniplacotomia, Trichoplacea, Trichoplacidae.